Myotis daubentonii (Daubenton's bat) is the source of this 4100-nucleotide messenger RNA. It is a transcript of the gene GRIN3B, whose product is annotated as glutamate ionotropic receptor NMDA type subunit 3B. Gene Ontology annotation, molecular function: ligand-gated monoatomic ion channel activity; signaling receptor activity. Gene Ontology annotation, biological process: monoatomic ion transport. Gene Ontology annotation, cellular component: membrane. The record is from RefSeq and is a predicted model, not a curated record. NCBI's taxonomy places the organism in Eukaryota, Metazoa, Chordata, Mammalia, Chiroptera, Vespertilionidae.
GCUACAACAUGGAUGAACCUUGAGGACAUGCUCAGCGACAAACGAGUCACAAAAGGCUGUUGGUUGACUGCCUGAAUCUCUGAUGAAGUUACUCAAGCAACGUGAUGGCAGCGUGUGAUGGAGUCCAGGUGCGGAGAGUGAGCUAAAUGGGUGGGGGAUGGUUCUCAUCUUUCUGGGUGACAAGAGGGCACAUCUUUCAGAGCAGUGGCAUUGGGCACUGGGUCUUGAAGAGUGAAGAGGAGUUCUCUGGUUUAAGUUGCCUGCCCACAGCUAGGGAACUUGAGAUCUAUCCGCUGGAUUCCCAUCAGACACACCUGUCUAACUUCCCAGGGUGCACACCACGUUAAAGCACACCGGGUGGGUGGGUAUGGAUAGACACCACUUUUUGGAGGUGGGAGGUGCUGCUGCCUGACCAUGGAGGCAAAUCCUGGCCGCUUCCCUGAGUGAACAAGGGGCCACCACGCUCCCAGGCUGGAGGGGAAUCCUGGAGUGGAACAGGGGUAAGUAUGGGGGCAAUUUUUGACCAAAAUCUCUCCCUGGUGGCAGCCUCACUUUCCUCCCCUGGCACAGAGAGGGGAAGAACAGUGGUUAUUUCCAGCCCCCAUGCCAUGUGGCCAUUUGAGCCUUUGUGUCCCAGCCUGGGAAGUGGUCCAACCCCUCCCUAGUGGCUCGCUGGCAUUGCGGGGGGGCAGGGAGUGGCCAGGGCGGGCGCCGGACUGUGGGGCCGGGCGGGGAAGGGUGUGGCCUGGGCCGGCUGGGAUCCUGCCUCCUGCGGUGGCACCAGCCGUUCAGUCCCCACAGCACCGGCCGGUAACUUCGGGAUGGAGUUUGUGCGGGCGCUGUGGCUGGGCCUGGCGUUGGCGCUGGGACCCGUGCCCGCCGGGGGCCACCCGCAGCCGUGCGGCGUCCUGGCGCGCCUGGGGGGCUCCGUGCGCCUGGGCGCCCUCCUGCCCCGCGCACCCGCCGCCCGAGCUCGCGCCCGCACCGCCCUGGCCCGGGCCGUCCUGGAGCACCGGCUACCGCACAACCUGAGCUUGGAACUGGUGGCCGCCGCGACCGCCGCCCGCGACCCCGCCUCGCUGGCCCUCGGCCUGUGCCAGACGCUGGCGGCGCCGGGCGUGGUAGCCGUGCUCGCCUUCCCCGAGGCGCGGCCGGAGCUGCUGCAGCUGCACUUCCUGGCGGCCGCCACCGAGACCCCCGUGCUCAGCCUGCUACGGCGGGAGGCGCGCGCGCCCCUCGGCGCCCCGAACCCGUUUCACCUACAGUUGGACUGGGCCAGCCCCCUGGAGACGCUGCUGGAGGUGCUGGUGUCCGUGCUGCAGGCCCAUGCCUGGGAGGACGUUGGCCUGGUGCUCUGCCGCAUGCGGAACCCCGGUGGCCUGGUGGCCCUCUGGACAAGCCGGGCUGGCAGGGCCCCAAAGCUUGUGCUGGACAUGAGCCGACCGGACACCGGUGAUGCAGGGCUGCAGGCCCGCCUUUCCUCGCUGGGGGCGCUGGAGGGGGGCUCAGCUCUAGUACCCGUGGCCGUGCUCCUUGGCUGUGACAUGGCCCGUGCCCGUCAGGUGCUGGAGGCUGCCCCUCCCGGGCCCCGCUGGGUGCUAGGCACACCGCUGCCUGCAGAGGCACUGCCUACUGAGGGCCUGCCACCUGGGCUGCUGGCACUGGGCGAGGUGGCCCGACCCUCACUGGAGGCCACUAUCCACGACGCGGUGGAGCUGAUGGCACGGGCGCUGGGCAGCGCGGCCCGUGUGCAGCCAGAGCAGAUCCUUCUCCCCGCCACCACCAACUGCAAUGACCUGAAGCCACCCAAACUCCGGUCCUCAGGCCACCUCUUGGCACAGUUCCUGAGCAACACAUCCUUCCAGGGCCACACGGGGCCAGUGUGGGUGACCAGCUCCUCCCAGGUGUACAUGUCCCGGCACUUCCAGGUGUGGAGCCUGCGCCAGGACCCGCUGGGCACCCCAGCCUGGGCCACACUGGGCAGCUGGCAGGAUGGGAGGCUGGAGUUGGAGCCAGGGGGUGCUGCUGUGCAGCCCCCAUCCCCGCUGGGUGCCCGGGUCCGGCCCAAGCUGCGUGUGGUGACCCUGGUGGAGCAUCCAUUUGUGUUUGCCCGAGAACCAGACGAGGAUGGGCAGUGCCCAGCAGGACAGUUGUGCCUGGACCCUGGCACCAAUGACUCUGCCACCCUGGAUGCGCUGUUUGCUGCCCUGGCCAACGGCUCGGUGUCCCAUGCUCUGCGCAAGUGUUGCUAUGGCUACUGCAUUGACCUGCUGGAGCGCCUGGCAGAGGACACACCCUUUGACUUUGAGCUAUACAUUGUGGGCGAUGGCAAGUACGGUGCCCUGCGGGAUGGCCGCUGGACUGGCCUGGUGGGUGACCUGCUAGCUGGCAGGGCCCACAUGGCAGUCACCAGCUUUAGCAUCAACUCAGCCCGCUUGAAGGUGGUAGACUUCAGCAGCCCCUUCUUCUCCACCAGCCUGGGCAUCAUGGUGCGGGCGAGAGACACGGCCUCACCUCUUGGGGCCUUUAUGUGGCCGCUGCACUGGUCUAUGUGGCUGGGUGUCUUUGCCGCCCUGCACCUCACCGCGCUCUUCCUCACGCUCUACGAGUGGUGCAGCCCCUAUGGCCUCACACCCCGCGGCCGGAACCGCGGCACCGUUUUCUCCUAUUCCUCGGCCCUCAACCUCUGCUACGCCAUCCUGUUUGGACGCACAGUAUCCAGCAAAACCCCCAAGUGCCCCACCGGGCGUCUGCUCAUGAACCUGUGGGCCAUCUUCUGCCUGCUCGUGCUGUCUAGCUACACGGCCAACCUGGCUGCUGUCAUGGUCGGGGACAAGACUUUCGAGGAGCUGUCAGGGAUUCACGACCCCAAGCUGCACCACCCGUCCCAGAGCUUCCGCUUUGGCACUGUGUGGGAGAGCAGUGCAGAGGCCUACAUCAAGAAGAGCUUCCCUGAGAUGCACGCGCACAUGCGGCAACACAGCGUACCCACAACACCCCAUGGCGUUGCCAUGCUCACGAGCGACCCCCCCAAGCUCAAUGCUUUCAUCAUGGACAAGUCACUCCUGGACUAUGAGGUCUCCAUCGACGCCGACUGCAAACUGCUGACUGUGGGCAAGCCCUUUGCCAUUGAGGGUUAUGGCAUCGGACUCCCUCAGAACUCACCGCUCACCUCCAACCUGUCCGAGUUCAUCAGCCGCUACAAGUCCUCUGGCUUCAUCGAUCUGUUGCAUGACAAGUGGUACAAGAUGGUACCUUGUGGGAAGCGGGUACUUGCUGUCACAGAGACCCUGCAGAUGGGCAUCUACCACUUCUCCGGUCUCUUUGUGCUGCUUUGCCUGGGCCUGGGUAGUGCCCUGCUCAGCUCUCUGGGGGAGCACAUCUUCUACCACCUGGUGCUGCCAUGUAUCCGGAGGGGUAACAGGUUGCAGUACUGGCUACACACAAGUCAGAGAAUCCACCUCGCCCUCAACACAGAGCCGCUGGACAAGCACAAAGAACCUGAGCCAAGGGAUCUGGAGAAGCAGCAACAAGACAUACCAACUGCCCGCUCAGGCCAGGGCAACUGGGCACGGGUGUGCCAGGCCAUGGUAAGGGAGCGUCAUGUGCACUUCCUUCUGGAGCCAACCUUGGCCACUGCUCCAUCAGUAGUGGGCACAGAUGUGGAGGGGAACAGGUCACCUGAGGGUCCCAUCCGGCUCUGCUCCAAUGGCCAGCCACCCACCAUGCUGCCCACUGGCGCCCCACGCCCAGGGGAGCUGGAGGAACUGGAGCAGCACAUUGCGGACGCACGUUCAAGGCUCCAUCAGGCGCUGGUGCGGCACGGGGAGCUCCUGGCCCAGCUCCCAGGUGGCAGCUGCGAUGGGCCACUGUGCCUGCUCUAGGCCUCCAGUGGUCUCCACCUGCUUCAUCACUGGGAGGUGGCUAUGCCACACCACACCCAGCCCACUUGACUUUGCAUGAGGGUGGACCCUGCAGGAGCUAAUCCCAGCACCUGGUGCAUGCAGACACUGGCUGAGUGCUGUCAACAGACAGUUUAUUCUAUAUACAAACACAAUUUUGUACACUGCAAUUAAAUAGAAUGGAAUGAGCACUCUGCA